Cryptomeria japonica (Japanese cedar) is the source of this 1426-nucleotide messenger RNA. RefSeq lists its product as uncharacterized. The transcript is spliced from 3 exons. Bases 190 to 1110 code for a protein of 306 amino acids. Lineage: Eukaryota; Viridiplantae; Streptophyta; Pinopsida; Cupressales; Cupressaceae. The record is from RefSeq and is a predicted model, not a curated record.
CAAAGAUAAUUUCGAUUUUUAGAGGCAACCUCAAUAAUAAAUAUGGAAUUUGUCUAAACAAACAAUACGUAUUUAAUAAAAUUUUCUGUGCUCCUGCGGAAAUUAAUAAGGGUUUGAAAGGCCAAGGGUUCUGAACUUCUGAGUAUUGGAGGGAAUACAAGGAACAACUUUGGUUAUUCUUGGAUCCGUAUGAACAACAUGAAAUUCAAGGAAGGAUGCAUGGUUGAGGUUUGCCGUUCAGGUGGGGGUAUAUUUCAGUCUUGGUUCCGGGCUAGGAUCAUUUCAUGUGAUGCACACUAUUACAAAGUGGAGUAUGACAAUCUUCUAGAUGACAAUGGAAAACGUGUAAUGGAAGAUGUGCGAGCCGAUGCAGUUCGGCCAGAACCUCCGCACAUGACAGAAAUAAGAAAAUUGGCUCCGGGGCAUAUUAUUGAAGUAUAUGAUAAUCAUGCAUGGAAGGCAGGCAGAAUUCUCAGAGUUUUACCUGGAAGAUUAUUUGUUGUAAAAUUAAUGGAAUCAUUACUAGAGAGGAAAUAUCAUCUAUCUGUUAUCCGUGCUCAGCUGUUUUGGCACCAUAAUGAUGAGGCUGGUAGAGACAAUUUCUUGAAAAGGGGAUGUUGGCUCAAGAAAAAGUCGGAUUUUGAAAAUGAAUUUCAGGAAUAUAAUGGAAAAACAAAUGCUGGAUACAAUGAAGAUGAACAUGAUGACAACAAACUUGGAACAAAGCAUCUAAAAAGAAAAGGCAGUGAAGUCCCAUGCGGCUAUCAGGCAGAUAUUUUGAAGAUUGAAGAUGCCUCUGAGGAAAGGAGUGCAGAUAAGAAGUUUAGGGUAGCACAAACAGCUUUGCCUGUGCAAGAAAACAUUCAGUGCAGUGUAGCUAGUAGUAGCAGUAGCAAUGAGUUAGAUUAUGUGUUACAUUCUGAUAUGAAGAAUUCAAAACACGAAUUAGAAAUUAGUGCAUACCGUUACACAAUGAGAGCUUUUUAUGCUUCUGGGUGUUUAACUUGGGGGCGAGAAACCUUGCUGACAAAUCUUCGUCAUGAGUUGCACAUUUCUGAUGAUGAGCAUUCAUCUGAGUUGUCAUGGUUGUGCUCAAGAAAAGCUAUGUAAGCUAACUUCUCUGUAAGAUUCCUUCAGUGAUAUGUAAUUCAAAAUUCUUUCAAGAAUGCCUUUUAAACUGUUUGUUCUUGUGAGUAAAAAUGAUACAUUCCCUUGCUUCUGAUUUGCAGAAAAUGAUACAUUGAAUAGAAAAAAUCUCGUGUUACUCUACUUUCCAUAGCAUCUGUCUAUUAGUGUUACCCAAUAACAUUAUGCUUUAUGGGGAUAAACAUUCUUGAACGUCGCCCCUCCUUACUCCUAUGUUUGCGAUUAGGGCUUUAUCCCUCAGCAAUAGGGAUAACUGGAAAGGAAUAAAAACUAAACCUGU